Messenger RNA from Drosophila eugracilis, 2903 nucleotides. It is a transcript of the gene Sobp, whose product is annotated as sine oculis-binding protein homolog. The record is from RefSeq and is a predicted model, not a curated record. NCBI's taxonomy places the organism in Eukaryota, Metazoa, Arthropoda, Insecta, Diptera, Drosophilidae. The transcript is spliced from 4 exons. Gene Ontology annotation, cellular component: nucleus. Gene Ontology annotation, biological process: animal organ development. The coding region runs from base 370 to 2703 and encodes 777 amino acids.
CACACACGCCAAAAAUAUAAUGUUGAAAAUAUCUGGCUAUUUUUGGAAUAUAUAUUUGCUUUUUCCCACACGCUGCAUUGAAAAAUUUAUACCUCAAGUGAAGCAACACACAAAAAACCUCGAGAAAAUGAUAAUCUUUUAAAAAUCCAAGAUAUACGCUUUAAUAUAAAUUGCAUCUCGUUUUUUCGAAAAGUUCUCAAAAAUAAAAAACCAAAACAGUCAUCAAGACAAAAAGAACAAAUUAAAAAAAGAAAGAAAAUAAUCCAAGGCGAAAGAACAGCUAAAGUGAAAUGUUUUUAAUGGGCAAUCAGAAAUGAUGAAGAUCGGUUUCAACCCGAAAAAAAAAAACACAUACAAUAUCCAACUGAAAUGUCCACCAAGACGUCGCCAUCGUCCACUUCUCGAGAUGCCAACGUGGGAUCCUCUAGUGCAAUUCCCGUUCAGAUCAAAAAAGAACUGCCCAGCGAUGAGAUAAAGGAAUUCGCUCACAACACCAUGAACGAGCUGCUUGGCUGGUAUGGAUUCGAGGGUGUUGAUGUGGAUCGUCUGGAACUGACCGCCAAGACGUCGCGCCUGCUGCAAAGUGCUGCUGCUGCUGCGGUGGCCAAUCAACAGAACCAUCAGAGCCACCAGCUUCACCAGAUGGAGCACCAGCAUUCAAGUUUGGAAAGGAAGCGGGGCAGUCUCCUGCGCAGUAGUCGCAGUUCUUUGGCAGCAGCCUAUCACAAUAACAACAACAAUGGCAGCAGCAACAAGAAUAAUGUAGGAGGAGUCGGUGGAGUAGGUGCUAGUGGAUGUGGUGUGAGUGGGAGAAAGGGCGGUCUGCUGAACUGCAGCAGCACCACCACCACGCCAUCGGACCACGAUACCCGCAGCUCACGGGAGGAGGACUCGAAAAGUCCGCACUCCAUCGAAAAACCAGCGGUAGUACCGCACACGGAGGAGAAAAUAGACUUCAGCAACUGCUGCUGGUGCCAUCGACCGAUUGCGGAGAAUGCGCCAGAUUACCUGACUAGUUGCGACGGACCGCGUUACUGCUCGGAAUCCUGUUUCGCCCAGAGCCGGAGGGCAUCCUUCAAGAAGGCCAAGACCUGCGACUGGUGCAAACAUGUCCGACAUGCGGUGAGCUAUGUUGACUUCCAGGACGGUGCCUCCCAGCUACAGUUCUGCUCGGAGAAGUGCCUCAACCAGUACAAGAUGCAGAUCUUCUGCCACGAAACACAGGCCCACCUGGACAUGCAUCCGCACCUGCGGGAUCAGGCUCUGGAUGCGGGCAGUGAGGCUGGGUUAAUUACCCCGGAUCUGUGGCUACGCAACUGCCGAAGUCGCUCGGCUUCGCCUGCCUCUACGCUCUCGGUGUCUCCUGGACCACCUGCUCUACCAGCAUCCAGUCGUUGUCCAGACUCACCGCCUAGUCAACAUCCCAGCAAACCUCUGAUCUCAGUGGCUCCCGUUUCCAAGUUGCUGGCUCAGAAGAGUCCUGGUCCUGCAGGAGUUCCACCACCUCCGCCGCCACCUGUCCAGCGGCACUUGGGUGCCAAGUUGGGUCGCCGGAAGCGCCGAGGUCUCUCCUCCUCAUCGGGUUCCGAAACAGUGGCCAGUCUGCUGCAGAAACAGCAGCAACAGCACCAGCAACAGGCACAGCAGCAACAUCAGGCACCUCCAACAUUAACAGCUGACUUUGCGGGAUCCAGUGUCCCACUACCUCCUCUCUCACCCAUGCCAAACAUGCAGGAGUCACCACAGCAGCAACAGGCUCCACCUCAGGUGGCUCCUCCACAAGCUCUUCCACGUGGACCUACGGCCAUUCCGGCCAGCUACUUUGCAACGCCAUCAAAUGGUGUGCCCAUGGGACAUCCUUUUGUAGGCCGUCCUCCACCACCACCGCAUCACUUUAUGCAUCCUCCUCCACACGGAAUGAUGCCGCGGGGAUUCGGUCCGCCAUUUGGGCCACCUCUUCCGCCACAAAUGCCCGAGCUAGGAUCCUUGCUGGGUGCUGUUCCACCAGUGACCGUGAUGGUGCCAUAUCCUAUUAUCAUCCCCCUGCCGAUACCCAUUCCCGUUCCCCUACCAGUGAUGGACUUCUAUAAGGCACACCUAACUCCUGAGGAAAGGAAGCGUUUUGACGAGGAACGGGCUGCCUCGAGCAGGGGAGAUAACCCAGGAGAACAGGAACAGCCACAGCCACUGGACUGCAGCAAAACCAGAAGUGAGUUGGAGGAGGAUAAGCCAGAUGUGGAGCAACCAAAGGAGCCUCAUGAGGAAAUAGACAAAGAUCAGGAAGAGGAUGAGAAGGAAUCCAUACCAAAGACAAAUCCAGAUAGAGAGACCACCCCGGCUUCGCCAUCAAUCUCGCAGGAAUCAUCGUCCUCAACGCAAGAGACACACUGCAUCGUAAGGGAUUCAGCUCUAUCCGAACCAGAGUCGGACAGUCAAAAACUGCCAAAGCUGAAGAUCACGCGGCUGCAGACCAAAAGGACGCUCAUCCAAACCAAAGAGGCGGCGGCCGAGUGCAGUCGACCGCUGCGCAAACGCAAGAGGAUCAUCGAUUGCGAUUUCCAGAAGAUGGCCAUUAAGGAGCCGGAAGUGAACAGCGAUAGCCACCACAGCAACGGCAGCGACAACAAGGAGGCGGAUCCGGAUGAAGAGUGCAAUAUGAGUGGCAACCACAGCAACAGUGGUAGUGCUAAAGCUAAAAAGUAGACAUAAACCUUAGUUUUACCCUUAAAAAGUAGUAGAAUGUAUUUAUCUAUGUAUGUGUGAGUGUGUCUGUGUGUUUGUCUAAGCGAAAGCGGAAAUGAAGUCAAGAUAAAGAGAGGGAGAGCAAGCGGUUAGGCACAAAGUGCAUGCGGUAAUCAGAAUUGAAUCUUAAUAAACUAAAACAUAACUUAUUAAAAGGAAAC